Molecule: messenger RNA, 336 nt
Organism: Ascochyta rabiei
Lineage: Eukaryota; Fungi; Ascomycota; Dothideomycetes; Pleosporales; Didymellaceae
Exons: 2
Coding region: 1-336 (111 amino acids)
Source: RefSeq, a predicted model, not a curated record
AUGUGUUGGAAACCGUCGAUGUGGAAUGGGACUCGAACUAUGGCCAGACGUGGCUGUACUUGUGGUGGGAUGAGUACAAGUCUGAAGAUAAUGGUAAAACGGCGACCUAUCGAUGCUUUACAGAAGAAGUGUUUGCCUCUGGCGAUACCACAUACAGACCAUGGGAUGCGCUCGACAACCGAACGGGAAAGUAUCCGUACUCUUGCCACUUUGAGCUCAUCUACUCAAACGAGGAACAACAGGGCGUCGUUGGGCCUGACCUUAACAUCACCUCGAGAGCGGGCGAGACUGUCGCGACGACCUUCGCACGCCGUGCAACUCAAGUCGGCUCGAUAG